This is a messenger RNA of Misgurnus anguillicaudatus (oriental weatherfish), 3468 nucleotides long. The record is from RefSeq and is a predicted model, not a curated record. Lineage: Eukaryota; Metazoa; Chordata; Actinopteri; Cypriniformes; Cobitidae.
AAGGAAGGGAAACCUGACUUCAAGCCGGCCAAGUGGACCAAGCACCUGGACGCGACUGUUUCACCGGACAGCGCAGCAUUGUCACAGGACGUGAUGAGCAACGAUCUGUAUGCCGCAAAUUGCAACGCACACGAGCGCGAGAGAAAUUGCAACGCACACGAGCGCGAGAGAAAUUGCAACGCACACGAGCGCGAGAGAAAUUGCAACGCACACGAGCGCGAGAGAAAUUGCAACGCACCCGAGCUGCGAAACGACCGAUUCGACGUCACCAUGGAGCCAAGAGCUAGUGGUGUGCACAGAGGAGCUGAUAUGCAAGGGACGGAUUUGUUUGCUAUAGAGACUAAGGGGGACAAGGUAAACAAGCCGUAUUAUGUGUAUGUUCGAAUCAAUAACCGGCGUGUAAAAAUGGAGAUAGACACGGGAGCGGCUGUUUCUGUGAUCUCCGAAAAAUUGUACCGUCGAAGAUUUCAUAAGGUGAAAUUGUCUCCUGCUAACUGUAUUUUAAAAACGUAUAGCAAAGAGUCUCUUGAGCUAAAGGGUAAAAUCACUGUACAAGUAAAGUGUAACGAGCAAACAACCAUGCUCGAAUUGAUGAUUGUAAAAGGUGAUGGGCCCUCCCUAAUGGGUAGAGACUGGAGCAGUCGGUUAAACUUAAACUGGUCCCAGUUAAAUAAGCUGUCUGUGUCUAGUGAAACGGUAGACCAACUGUGUGACAGAUAUGCCUCUGUCUUUCAGCCAGAUUUGGGUAUGCUUAAGGGGAUCAGUGCAAAACUUCACGUGGUGAAAGAUGCAGUACCAAAGUUUUGUAAACCGCGCACGGUACCUUAUGCUUUGAAACAGAGUGUUGAAAAGGAGUUAUGUAAACUAGAAAAAGAGGGUGUAAUUUCUCCUGUCAGUUAUAGUGAAUGGGCAGCCCCCAUUGUGUGUAUUCCAAAAAAAGAUGAUAGUGUAAGGAUAUGUGGAGAUUACAAAGUAACCAUUAACCCGUGGUUGGAGGUGGAUCAGUAUCCCCUACCCAGAACCCAGGACCUUUUUACAAAAUUGUCAGGAGGUCAAAAAUUCACAAAGCUGGAUUUGUCCCAAGCUUACCAACAGGUGCCACUAGAGGAAAGCUCCAAGCGAUACCUUACUGUCAAUACACAAAAAGGACUUUACAUUUAUAACCGUCUACCUUAUGGGGUGGCUAGUGCACCUGCCAUUUUCCAGAAAAUAAUGGAUCAAAUACUACAGGGUAUGGAGGGUGUCAUAUGCUACCUUGAUGAUAUCCUUAUUACAGGCAAGGACACAAAACAGCACAUGGAAAAUCUGGAAGAAGUGCUAAAAAGGUUGCAAGCCUCUAACCUCCGAGUUAGAAGAGAAAAGUGUUUGUUUUUUCAAAGCAGUGUCUCGUACUUAGGACACGUGAUUGACUCUGACGGCAUCCAUCCAAUGAAAGAAAAAACGGAUGCUAUAAAAAAAGCUGCCAUUCCAGAAAAUGUGACAGAACUCAGAUCUUUCUUAGCAUUGCUAAAUUACUAUGGCAAAUUUAUUCCAAACUUGUCAACCAUCAUAAAGCCCAUGACAGAGUUGUUACAUAAAGACAUUGCCUGGUCGUGGUCUGAAAAUUGUCAGGCAGCUUUUGAAGAUGCAAAAAGACACUUAAUGUCAAACCAAGUUCUGAUUCAUUUUGAUCCUGAUCUGCCAUUGAUCUUAGCAUGCGACGCAUCUCCUGUAGGAGUGGGUGCAGUAAUCUCACACCGAAUGAGUGAUGGUAGUGAAAGACCAAUAGCUUUUGCUUCCAGAAUGUUGACAAAAACCGAGCGAAAUUAUUCGCAGAUUAAAAAAGAGGCUUUAGGACUUGUAUUCGGGGUAAUGAAAUUUCAUGAGUAUUUGUUUGGAAGACAAUUUAUACUAGUAACAGACCAUAAGCCACUGCUAAAGAUUCUGGGACCUAAAACAGGGGUGCCCACACUAGCCGCAGCUAGGAUGCAAAGAUGGUCCCUCAUCUUGUCUGCAUACAAGUAUGAAAUUCAGUACAAGAGAUCAGAACAUCACGGUAAUGCGGAUGCAUUAUCGAGACUUCCUUUAAAAAACGAAGAUGUCAGAUCAAAUCCAGUGUAUAGACUGUCGUAUCUUGAUGAAUUGCCAGUUACAGCAGUUGAUAUUGCACAAACAACAGAGACCGACCCUGUGCUUAAAAAAGUCAAGGACUAUGUAAUGAGUGGUUGGCCAAAACACAUUGUGGAAGAGAAGAUAAAACCAUAUUUUGCAAAGAAAUUUGAACUUUCUGUUGAACAUGAUUGUCUUCUGUGGGGAUAUCGUGUGGUAAUACCUGAAACAUUACGUGAUAGACUCUUAGCCGAACUUCAUGAUAGUCACUGGGGUAUGGUGAAGAUGAAAUCAUUGGCCCGAAGUUAUUUUUGGUGGCCUACACUUGACAUGAACAUUGAAGAGAUUGUGAGUCAAUGCAGUGUAUGUCAGCAGCAACGCAGCAUGCCUACCCCUGUCCCAGUACAUACAUGGAAAUGGUCAACAGGACCCUGGGAGAGAAUCCACUUAGAUUUUGCUGAAGAUCAUCAGCAGAUGUUAUUAGUGGUGAUGGACGCUCAUGCAAGAUGGCCUGAGAUUUUUCCUAUGCAGUCAACUACUUCAGCAAAAACAAUUGAAGUGCUAAGAAAUCUGUUUGCAUCUUAUGGCCUUCCGCAGGAAGUGGUCACUGACAAUGGACCCCAAUUUACAUCCAGGGAAUUUGACGAAUUCUUGCUGCUAAAUGGGGUAAAGCACACAAAAUCACCUGCCUAUCACCCUGCCUCUAAUGGGCUAGCUGAAAGGUUAGUUCAGAACCUAAAAAAGCACUUGCAAAAAACAGAGCAGGUGGUGGUAUGACACUUCAACACUGUGUAGCUAAUUUUUUGUAUAGCUACCGCAAUACACCUCAUAAUACUACUCACAAGACACCUGCUGAACUAUUCCUCAAGAGAGCUGUUCGAACCAGAUUAUCUUUUAUAAAACCACAGUUCUCACAGGCUUUCAGGUGUGAGCAAUCUGAAAAAAAUGAGAAGCCUUGUAAGGUCAGGACCUUCACUACUGGUCAAAAGGUUUUGGUAAAGAAUUACAGGGGAGGAGAGAAAUGGUUAAAGGGUACAAUUUCAAAAGUGUUGGGCCCAGUAACUUACAUGGUUGAUGUUAAUGGAAACUGUGUAAAGAGGCAUGUUAACCAAAUGUUAAGUUGUAAAAUUGUGUGUAACAAAAAUGCUGGGGAUCCAGGACAGCUUCCUUAUACAGGAAGGAACUGGGACCCUGAUGAAAUUGACAUGGACAUUUAUAAGGACAAUGAAACUGUCAAUCCAGAAACUGAGACUGAAUUGGUAGCUGAUAAGGCAAUAGAGUUGUCAGCUACUGUGGCAGAAACUGAAAGGUUGUCAGAAAACAACCGUCCUGUUAGAAACAAGCGUGAUCCACAAAGGUUGAAUUUGUAAAAAAAAAAAA